Molecule: messenger RNA, 525 nt
Organism: Hansenula anomala
Lineage: Eukaryota; Fungi; Ascomycota; Saccharomycetes; Phaffomycetales; Wickerhamomycetaceae
Gene: BNA1
Product: 3-hydroxyanthranilate 3,4-dioxygenase
Exons: 2
Coding region: 1-525 (174 amino acids)
Biological process (GO): 'de novo' NAD+ biosynthetic process from L-tryptophan; quinolinate metabolic process
Cellular component (GO): cytoplasm
Molecular function (GO): iron ion binding; 3-hydroxyanthranilate 3,4-dioxygenase activity
Source: RefSeq, a predicted model, not a curated record
AUGUUACCAGAACCUAUCAAUAUCAAGAAAUGGAUCGAAGAGAACGAGCAUCUCUUACAGCCUCCAGUCAACAAUUUCUGUCUUCAUAGAGGUGGUUUCACUGUGAUGAUUGUUGGGGGACCAAAUGAAAGAACAGAUUAUCAUGUCAACCAAACUCCAGAAUGGUUUUAUAUGUACAAAGGUGAUAUGACAUUGAGAGUUGUUGAUGAAGGGAAGUUCAGAGAUAUCACAAUCCGUGAGGGUGAUUCAUUUUUAUUGCCUGGGAAUACUCCUCAUAAUCCAGUUAGAUAUGCUGACACUAUAGGUCUUGUUGUUGAACAAGACAGGCCAGAAGGAGUCAAUGACCAGAUAAGGUGGUACUGUUCCAAUUGUUCGGAGAUCGUUCACAACAUAACAUUUUAUUGUUCUGAUCUGGGUACUCAAGUGAAGGAAGCAAUUUUGACUUUUGACAACAAUAUCGAUUUGAGAACAUGUAAGACAUGCGGAACACUAAACUACUCAAAACCUCAAGUGUCCGAAGACUGA